This is a messenger RNA of Eremothecium cymbalariae DBVPG#7215, 1425 nucleotides long. RefSeq names its product mitochondrial 37S ribosomal protein uS4m (gene NAM9). Gene Ontology annotation, biological process: positive regulation of translational fidelity. Lineage: Eukaryota; Fungi; Ascomycota; Saccharomycetes; Saccharomycetales; Saccharomycetaceae. The transcript has a single exon. Gene Ontology annotation, molecular function: rRNA binding; structural constituent of ribosome. The record is from RefSeq and is a predicted model, not a curated record. Gene Ontology annotation, cellular component: mitochondrial small ribosomal subunit. Bases 1 to 1425 code for a protein of 474 amino acids.
AUGCCUAGAAAAGCGCUACUACUUAAAUCCCUUGCAAGGGGCAAAAUCCGUGCUUCCUUCAACAAGUAUAACCUGUUCAACCUGUACAAGAAAUCGCAGGUUGAUUUCAGAUCCAAGACAUUAUAUCAACAGAAAUGGACCGCUAAGCAAGAAACAAGGGCGUAUCAUGGUGAACAUUUAACUGAGUCUAGAUGGCAAACUACAUUUUCGCCCCAACUGUCUUCUGUGGCUCAACUUGAUGCUUCUUUGAAGGGUGGCUCUGUGCAGUCUACACCUAUUCUACUUCAAACAUAUGCGGUUCUUGAAAAAAGACUGGAUUUUGCUUUGUUCCGUGCUAUGUUUGCUUCUUCAAUAAGACAGGCUCGGCAGUUUAUUCUUCACGGUAACGUGUUUGUCAAUGGGGUCAAGAUUAAGCACCCGGGGUAUCAAUUGAAGCCUGGUGAUAUCUUUAAUGUGAAGGCUGAGAAAGUACUUCAGGCUCUCGGAACGAAGAAGCCAAGUUUAGAGGACGCCUUGAAGGUGGACAAGAAGCAAAUCACCUUAUGGAAUAGAUAUGUGACUGAAGCACGCAACAACCCGCGUGAAGUGUGGGAGUCGAAGUUGAAACACAUCAAGGGCCUGCCUGCAUCUAGACCUGAAAAACAACAGUUUUUGGAAUUUAUCAAACACUAUAAUAGCCAGGUAGAGCAGGAGAAACUCAGAGUCCUGAAAGGUUCCACUAAGGUAUCCACAUUGGCAAAGAUCAUUUCAGUUGGUCAGGCCAUACCAGCGGAGGAGGCAGUCACUGUUGCCAGUUUUGAAUCCGCAUUCCACGGUGACAAACAUCUAGGCCAAUCUGCUUUCGAAAUUUACCAAGCUCUGGUUGGGUCCAAGGUCUUAACAAAAUUCCAAGGCUCUUCCGUUGAUGAUAUGGCUGCUGCGAUUAUAGGCUAUAAAAAGGAAACUGAUAUCGAUGAUCCGCUUAAGAAAACUGUUAGGACGGUUUCUCAGUCUUUGAACGAGUUCCAAUUGAAGCAAGAUGAAACAUUUAGAAAGAUUUAUGAUGACAAGAAGGGUAACCUGGCUACAUGUGAGCUCCCAUAUGACCCAGAGUGGGUAAAUAAGCUGCCUUUGCAUCCGCAAAUCAAUGUGCUGAAGCUUCGUGAGGACCCUGCGGCCGCCCAAAAGUCUAUUAACUUGUUAUGGCAGACAGGUUUAUUUGGGCGUCAGAAUCCUUCUAAGCCAUAUUUUACUCCUUGGAAACCUAGACCAUUUUUGGCUCCAUUUGCAAUUUUACCACAUCAUUUGGAAAUAUCAUUCAAGACCUGUCACGCUGUUUACUUGAGAGACCCAGUUGCCCGCCCGGGACAUUCUGAAGUUAUCAGUCCAUUUGGUCUACCUGUGCAUCAACGUGCUUACAUGUACUAUGUAAGGAAAGGUAAGUAG